CUCAUUUUCCUUGUUCUUCAUUGCAAGAAAGUUGCGUGUGUUUUUUUCAAUCACUAUGAACAACAUCAAUUCAGUUGAGUCUUUAAUCGUGAUGGACUCGGAUGUCUCUAGAAAUGGAGAUUCUGAGGACAUAGAUAUUGGCUUUGCCUUCAACCAUUCUAGCUUCUCUGAUAAAAUCAUUCAACUCGAAAUCAUGAAGGAUAUUAUUGAACUUUUCCCUAAUGGCAAUUAUUCCUCCACAAGCGCCAAUCAAACUAGUCUCGGCAAAAGAAGAAGGGACGACAUGCAGAAAGACAAUGAUGAUGAGGCUGCCAAUCCCACGAAUGUUGCAGAUUCUCACAUGGACUGCUCUGCAGUACUUAAAGUGAGAACACUGCGUAUUAGCUCCGCCAUCCUGGCUGAGAAGAGUAUGUUCUUCAACAAGCUCUUCUCUAACGGGAUGAGGGAGUCGCAGCAGACGCGCGUCACCCUGAGAAUCGAAGCAUCUGAGGAAGCUCCAUUCAUGGAGCUUUUGAACUUUAUGUACAACAGCUUUCUGAAUGCGACCUCACCGCCUAGUUUGUUGGACGUCUUUAUGGCGGCGGACAAGUUUGAGGUGGCGUCCUGCAUGAGAUACUGCAGCCGGAUAUUGCUGAACAUACCCAUGACAGUGGAGUCUGCGUUGCUCUACCUAGAGCUUCCUUUCAGUGUGCGAAUGGGUAAUGCUGCUCAGCCAUUGGCUAUAGCAGCAAAACAAUAUCUCGCUGCUCGUUACAAGGACAUCACAAAGCAUGAGGAAGAGCUGAUGGAAUUGCCACUUGCUGGGAUCGUGGCAUUAUUAUCCAGCGAUGAGUUGCGGGUCGCAUCUGAGGAUGCAGUGUACGACUUCGUGCUGAAGUGGGCUCGAAGCCAGUACCCUAAUCUGGAAGAGAGGAGAGAAAUCCUCAGAGCAAAUCUUAUCCACUUCAUCCGCUUCCCGUUCAUGACCUGCCGCAAGCUGAGGAUGGUCCAAACUUGCAACGACUUCGAUCAUGAAGUCACUUCUAAGCUAGUAUCUGAUGCCUUGUAUUUCAAGGCUGCGGUACCACACCGACAAAGGAUACUCGCUGCGGAAUCGGCUUCCACUAGUCGCCUCUUCAUUGAGCGGUCAUACGUGUACCGCCCUAUUAAAGUUGUGGAAUUCGAACAUCCACAUCAACAGUGUGUGGUCUACUUAGACCUGAAACGGGAGGAGUGCGCCAACUUGUUCCCUUCUGGCCGCGUCUGUUCACAGACCUUCCAUUUAGGUGGUCGGAGGUUUUUCUUGUCAGCGCAAUGCAAUAUGGACCAGCAGAGCUUCUACCAUUGCUUCGGCUUGUUCUUUGGCAUGCAGGAGAAUGGCUCUGCCAACUUUAGUCUCGACUAUGAAUUUGCUUUUCGGUCGAGACCAACCUUAGAAUACAUCAGGAAAUAUAAAGGCAACUUUAUGUUUACAGGGGAAAGUGGAGUCGGUUCCAGGAACUUUUUUGCUACACCAUGGACAUCGUUCAUGGCGGAGGACAGCCUCUUCUUUAUUAACGGCGUUCUCCAUCUUAGAGCAGAGCUAACAAUCAGAAACCCGGCGGAUUUCAGUAGUCCUGUAGUUUGGCAGCUCUGAUAUUUUGUAGCACUUUUUCUUAUUUCUCGUUAACCCUCUGCAGUUAUUAGUUGUAAUAUGUUUCAAUAAGAAAUGGUAGCUUGUGAAGCAUACUUUCAA
This is a messenger RNA of Lathyrus oleraceus (garden pea), 1714 nucleotides long. RefSeq names its product BTB/POZ domain-containing protein POB1. Gene Ontology annotation, molecular function: protein binding. The transcript is spliced from 5 exons. NCBI's taxonomy places the organism in Eukaryota, Viridiplantae, Streptophyta, Magnoliopsida, Fabales, Fabaceae. The coding region runs from base 56 to 1615 and encodes 519 amino acids. The record is from RefSeq and is a predicted model, not a curated record. Gene Ontology annotation, cellular component: nucleus. Gene Ontology annotation, biological process: response to red light.